AAUACAAUGCACUUUGCUUUCUGAAUUACACUUUUAUUUAUAAAAACCUCAUUAUUUCAAAUCGUACGGAGAGUUAUAAAACUGCGAAAUUGCGAUUCCGUUCCUAGUAGUUUAGAAGCUAAACAAGUGCUUGAGAAAUCUAACUAUGAAUCCUGGGGGACAAAAUGGGGAUCCUGGAGCUUCAAUGAUGAGUAUGAUGAAUCCACAUAAUCCCCACGGUGCAGGUGGAUCAGCAAUGACUCGCAUGCAAUCACAGCCUCUUCCUCCUCAUCAUGGAGGUCCCCACCAUCGUCACCCACUACCGACAUCAGGGACCACUGGAGGACGCAGUUGUGGUGGGUGUGGUGGUAAAAUUUUGGACCGUUUCCUUUUGCACGCUCUGGACAGAUACUGGCAUACCGGCUGUUUGAAAUGUUCUUGUUGCCAAGCGACACUAGCAGACAUUGGUAGCUCUUGUUUCACCAAAGCCGGAAUGAUACUCUGUAAAAAUGAUUAUAUCAGAAUGUUCGGAAGCAGCGGAGCUUGCAGUGCCUGUGGUCAAAUUAUCCCGGCCAAUGAGUUCGUCAUGAGGACACAGGGAAAUGUCUACCACCUGAAAUGCUUUGCUUGUGUCAAGUGUCACAAUCAGUUGAACCCUGGCGACCGGUAUAACAUGGUCAAUGGUAACGUAUUAUGUGAGCAGGACUGCCUCAAGAUCUUGAAGAGUGGGUCGACGGGUACAGGAACCACGCGAAAAGGAAAAGUACGAGCUAAUGCAGCCAUUAAGGCAUUGUAAACCAUGUAAAGCUUCAGGGGCUUUCUGCCUGGUGAAUGGUAUUCAUGCUAUUUCGUCAUUAAGGCUUAACAAUUACAUAAAUUAUCGAUAGUAGAACAAUCAUCAUAUGAUAGCUUUUCGUUUAUAAGUAAACCGCUAGAUAGCAACUUUUUAUCAAACCUUGUUCACAUUGCUAAGCCUAAUCUCACGCAGUCAAUGUCAGUGGUCUACUUGUGGUGCGAUUGUAUGAGAGAUUAGGGACGUGUUGCCUUUCUAAUGAUUUUAAGAAUAAUCUUACAAUACUUAUUCUUCAGUGAUAAGAUUUUUUUCGGAUUCCAGAAUUUUCUUUGAGACUCCGGAAAUUAUUUCAAAAUUACAAUUCGUUCUGACAAGUGUUAGAAUAAUAUCCAAUAGACAAUAUUGAGCAUAACUAAUGCAUUAUAUUACCGAUAAACUGAUAAGCGAUAAACCGAUAAGCGUAAUGUGGUGUUAAUUACUUAAUGACACACUACACAUCCAGCAAGUAACUUGAAGACCAGAGCUGUGGAUGACACUUACCUGUGAACUCGAAGUGUUAUAAUUGUAACUUGUUUCUAAAUCUAAAGCUAUGUAGAAAACAUUGAACUUACCCUGGAAGUUUCUAAAGAUGAGUAAGGAAAUACUGGACCUACUUUAAAGUUUCAUGACGAAUUCAUUUUUACACUAAUAGUUUAAAAAAAAUUGUCAAGAAAAGCUUUCUCUCAGAAGAAACUUUUAAGUAAAGUUAUGUGCAGAAAGAAAAGUUAUUUUAUGAAGAUGACACGGAGUCUAUAAAAAUGUAGGUAGAAGCAGAGGGAUGGAUAGUAUAGUUUUGUAAAUAUACACUGUAAAAAUAACCCGUAAAUGUCUAAGGUAUUUGUAAUAUUUUCUAAGACAUCGCAAAGACAUGUUUUUCUGUUAAAUUUGGAAGUCAGACUACAAGACAAGAUGAUGAGAUAGAAAUAAUCAAAUGUAUUUUAUAUUGUAGAAUAUGGUGGAGUUAAGUAAUGCACAGUGUUGAAGUGCUAUAUCAAGUUAAGUAAUGCACAGUGUUGAAGUGCUAUAUCAAGUUAAGUAAUGCACAGUGUCGAAGUGCUAUAUCAAGUAAAGCGGACAAGCACAAGUUGUAUAUGGUAAAACAAGUUAAAAAAACUCAUCGUAUGUGCAUUGGUUUCAUACUUUGCUCAAAAGCUAAACUGUUUAAAGUAAUAAAACAGAAAUUUACGUUUUCUUACCCGUGUGAAAUAUGGCAGUAAAAAAAAGUUAUUAGUUCGGUUUAAAAAACAAAACUCGUAGAGAGCACGUGAUUGCCUGACUGCAAAUAUAACGUUAUAUGCUAUUUUUGUGUAAUCUUCAUGUUGCUAUAACUUUCACACAACAACCUGAAACGUUGUUUGAAAUAUAGAUAUGAAUAAAAAAGCCCAUCUAAUUACUGUUUAUCUCAGCCAACUUUGAAAGCAUGUUUAAAACAUUACUUCACCCAUAACAAUGUUAAUAAUUGUCGUCAUAUGGCAAAUCGUAAAAGUUUGCUCAAGCAUGGGUGAAUGGUUCAACUCUGACUACCUUUCCAUGUUGUUGCAAAGCAAAGUAAGGCUUAGCUCGAAAGAAUAUCUUUAACAUAAACGUGUGAUGAAAAAAAAAGAGAAGAAUCACACGAAAUAUUAAAACUAAGUCAUUACAUCAUUUCCAUCAUAUUUUUUGUGGUCACAAAUUACUAACAUGGAAAAUUGUAUCUAUGAAUUGUGUUUUACUACAUGUGAAGAAAAACGUGGAUAUUGUAGUCUCCUUCUUGAUGAAGCUGUGCUUAAAAAAUCGUCUGUAUGUUUCAGCUGUUACCAAGGUCACGACGAUGACUUGUGUUUAGAUAUAUUACAUUUUACAGUUCUACAUUCCAAAAGAAAAUAAAGCGUACACUUCUUUUUA
Limulus polyphemus (Atlantic horseshoe crab) is the source of this 2695-nucleotide messenger RNA. Its product is annotated as LIM domain transcription factor LMO4-like. The coding region runs from base 146 to 775 and encodes 209 amino acids. NCBI's taxonomy places the organism in Eukaryota, Metazoa, Arthropoda, Merostomata, Xiphosura, Limulidae. The record is from RefSeq and is a predicted model, not a curated record. The transcript is spliced from 3 exons.